Messenger RNA from Lachnellula hyalina, 1704 nucleotides. RefSeq lists its product as uncharacterized. NCBI's taxonomy places the organism in Eukaryota, Fungi, Ascomycota, Leotiomycetes, Helotiales, Lachnaceae. The transcript is spliced from 3 exons. The coding region runs from base 1 to 1704 and encodes 567 amino acids. Gene Ontology annotation, molecular function: RNA binding; histone H2AQ104 methyltransferase activity; rRNA methyltransferase activity. The record is from RefSeq and is a predicted model, not a curated record. Gene Ontology annotation, cellular component: box C/D methylation guide snoRNP complex; small-subunit processome. Gene Ontology annotation, biological process: box C/D sno(s)RNA 3'-end processing; rRNA methylation.
AUGCCGCAAACGGUCACUGCACUAGCUCGCUGGUCUGUCGCCAACAAGCAAUUGCCUGCUGCCGAGAAGAUCAAAGCAUUGCACGUCUAUGAUUUUGACAAUACCCUCUUCAGCAGCCCUCUACCCAACUCGAAACUAUGGAACGGUCCAACCAUAGGCUUCUUGCAAACCCCAGAGUCGUUUACGAAUGGUGGAUGGUGGCACGACUCGAGGAUACUCGCAGCUACUGGGGAAGGCGUAGAGAAAGAAGAGCCUCGCGCAUGGGAAGGCUGGUGGAACGAACGCAUAGUUGAGCUUGUUGAGCUCAGUAUGCAACAAAAAGACGCCCUCACUGUCCUCCUGACCGGCCGCAGUGAGGAUGGCUUCGGAGAUCUUCUCAAGAGAAUGGCUAAGAGCAAAGGCCUCGACUUCGACCUGAUAUCCCUGAAGCCAAAGGCGGGUCCAAACAAUGAGCGUUUUUCAAAUACCAUGAAUUUCAAGCAGAACUUCCUGGAAACCCUCAUGGAGACGUAUAAGUCUGCUGAAGAGAUUAGGCUCUAUGAAGACCGCGUUAGGCACGUUAAAGGCUUCAGAGAAUACUUUCAGGGGUACAACAAGCGUCAGAAUGGCAUUGGAGGAAAGCCUACUCGCGGCCCCAUAACCGCUGAAGUAGUGCAAGUUGCUUCUGGAGCUACGCUCCUGGAGCCAGUUGUAGAAGCCGCUGAAGUGCAGCGCAUGCUCAAUGAUCACAACGAUCACGUCGACCGAGCGAAACGUGGCACGCGCCUUCAGAUCAAGAAGACGGUUUUCUAUACUGGUUAUUUAAUCAACAACACUGACACUCAAAAGCUACUUACACUAGCCAACCUCCCGCCAAACAUGCCAGAUACUGAGAUGAAGUUCCUCGCAAACAAUAUCCUCAUCACUCCUCGCCCAGCCCCGGAAAGUAUCCUGGAGAAGGUCGGCAAUAUGGGCAGCAAGACCGCCUGGGAAAUUACAGGCACUGCAGUUUAUGAGAACAAGAUCUGGGCUGCUUCUGUCCAGCCUGUUCCCAAAACUAAACAGUACUACACCGAGAACCCAGUUCCAAUUGUUGUCCUCGCUCUCCGCAAAGGCGCUCGUCCCAUUGAUGCAGGUAAGAUCCAGAAUUGGCAGCCUGUUCCACCAGAGAAGCAGUUUAUUUUCGAGAGCACUGUUGGCGAGAAAGUUUUGCUUCGCAUAGAAGAAGAGAACCCAGCUGAGAAUGAGUAUGAGAGUUUAUUCCCCAACAAGUCGCUGAAACGCAAACAACACGAUGACGACGAGUUCAGGCAAUCAAGUGGCUCACACGGCAAUGGUCAGAACUACGCAAGCGGUGGGCGAAAUAACUAUAACAGCAACCAGUCUUAUGAUGGACGUGGACGAGGACGUGGCGGCCGUGGUAAUGUCACCCAGCGCGGUGGGCGCGGUGGUAGAGGCAACGGGGGAGGAAGAGGUAGAGGCGGGCGCGGGGGAGGCUACCAUUACCGGUCACUAGACGACGUUGACAGAAAUUCAAACUCUGGCACGCCACACAGCUACAAUGCCGCUGUCGCUUAUGAGGAUUUCCCGCCGCUGCAGAAGCAGUAUCAGACGCCACAGCAAUUGGUUCAACAGCAGUUCCAGCAGUUUGAACAGUAUCAGCAACAACAGGCGAAAGGUGGCAAGCAAGGUGGCAGUAGUAGUGCCGAGUUACAAUAUUCCUGA